UAUUCUAAAUAUUGAGAUUUUGGAGAUGCCAUAACAAAAAAUAAUAAUGUCAUUUGUCUUUUAGCUCGAUCUGUGAUCUGUCUUUAUUGGAAAAUUCGAGGUGGAGAAGUAAAUAAUAUAUAUAUUCUAUAAUGGCCGGAAAUAUUACAGAAGAAGUUGAGGGUUCAACGGGCACCGAGACCAAGACCACAACGGAUGCCGAUAUUCCGCCAGAGUUCUUGAUUAAGCACCCAUUGCAAAACACGUGGAGCCUUUGGUUUUACGAUAAUGAUAAAAGCAAGACAUGGGAAGAAAAUUUGAUUGAACUUACAACUUUUGAUACAGUUGAAGAUUUCUGGAGACUUUACCAUCAUAUAAAAUUACCCUCUGAGUUACGGCAAGGUCAUGACUAUGCUGUUUUCAAGAAAGGAAUUCGUCCCAUGUGGGAGGAUGAUGCCAACAAGAUGGGUGGACGUUGGUUAAUCAAUCUUGAGAGGAAACAAAGGAACUCUGAUUUAGAUAGAUUUUGGCUGGAUGUUGUUCUGCUACUGAUUGGUGAGAAUUUCGAGAACACAGACGAGAUUUGUGGAGCUGUUGUUAAUGUGAGGGGGAAAGUUGACAAAAUCGGUAUUUGGACCGGAGACACUUCGAAGCAACAUGCAGUCAUUGAAAUUGGAAGGAAGCUAAAGGAACAGCUGGGCAUUCAUGGAAAAUUGGGAUUCCAGGUGCACAGAGAUACUAUGGCUAAGCAUAGCUCAGUUACUAAAUAUCUGUAUACUGUCUAGCUCCUGAAGUAAUUUCCAGCAUAAUAUGCCUUUGUUGGAUCACUUGUGUUUACAAUAAUAAUUACAGCGAUGUGGCCUUUUUAUAAAAGAAUAGAGUGACAAUACAAACGCUAUGUUGCAAGAUAAUUAUGUUUUAUUUUAAAGAAGUGGUGUUGUGUUUUUGUUUCUCAUUAAUACUAUAUUGUUACUAUGGCUAUUCUAGGAUUGUUUGGAACACAACAUCUAGUGUGAUCAUGUCACAUUUAGGUAUAAGUUUGUAUACAUGUAAUUGUGAAUGCAAAAUUGUAUGUUGAUUCUGAAACAUAUUUUAACAUAACCUUCAUGAGCUUGUCACUAAUACACCAAUAAGUAAUAUUUACAACUAAGUAAGAACUAUAGUAUAUAGCUUUACCUUUGUAAUGGUAAAGUGUGGUUUUUUAAUAAAAAUAUAGUAAAACUGAAAA
Messenger RNA from Leptidea sinapis, 1207 nucleotides. Its product is annotated as eukaryotic translation initiation factor 4E1-like. Lineage: Eukaryota; Metazoa; Arthropoda; Insecta; Lepidoptera; Pieridae. Gene Ontology annotation, cellular component: cytoplasm; eukaryotic translation initiation factor 4F complex. Gene Ontology annotation, biological process: translational initiation. Gene Ontology annotation, molecular function: translation initiation factor activity; RNA 7-methylguanosine cap binding. The record is from RefSeq and is a predicted model, not a curated record. The transcript has 5 exons. Bases 132 to 764 code for a protein of 210 amino acids.